AUGGUCUCGUUCAAGAACCUCGUCACCGUCGGCCUCGUCGUCCUCGGCGCCCUCGUCAGCCCGGGAGUCUCAGCCGCUGGCCUCGGCCCGUUCCAGGGCACGGUCGAGGGAACCAUCCGCAACAUUGGCGAGAUGUACCGCGGCUACGCCGACCUUACGGGCGAUUCCGACAACAUCGCACGCCUGGUCAUGAACGACGUCGAGACGCUUCCCCGAAAGGCGCGCAGCAGCUUCCAGAAGUUCUACCAGUCCCACCCGGAGCUCUCGACCGUCGAUGCGUUCCAGGAGUGGGUCAACGCGGACAAGCAGCGCAAGUUUGACAGCCAGUUUGCGGCCAUUGUCGCGGCUCGCAAAGAGGUCUACGAUGCUUGGAGGCGCUCCAACGGCCGCAAGUAG
Pseudozyma flocculosa PF-1 is the source of this 396-nucleotide messenger RNA. RefSeq lists its product as uncharacterized. The record is from RefSeq and is a predicted model, not a curated record. Bases 1 to 396 code for a protein of 131 amino acids. The transcript has a single exon. Lineage: Eukaryota; Fungi; Basidiomycota; Ustilaginomycetes; Ustilaginales; Ustilaginaceae.